Xylaria bambusicola is the source of this 564-nucleotide messenger RNA. RefSeq lists its product as uncharacterized. The record is from RefSeq and is a predicted model, not a curated record. The transcript is spliced from 2 exons. The coding region runs from base 1 to 564 and encodes 187 amino acids. Lineage: Eukaryota; Fungi; Ascomycota; Sordariomycetes; Xylariales; Xylariaceae.
AUGACCACCAGAGAUGAAAACUCGAAUGCGCCCCAGCGAAUUGUGCUACAAACCAAAACACAUCAAGUCCCGGGCGGUGAUUAUCAGGAACGAUGCAGGAGGAUGAAGAACCUCCUCUGCCAACACCUCUGGAAUCGAGAUUUUGACUACGAGCAGGACCGCUGGCAAGCGUACGGGGCUGCCUUUGCCUACGAAGGUCGUCGCUGUUACUUCCUCCUUGACCACGGCCAGUCUAGUAGUAAUAAUGUCCCGGUGCUUUGGUACAAAUGGACGGGCACUUCAUUUGAACUCAUCGAAGGCCCUCUGCCUCCUCAGAUGCGUGCCAAACUUAAAGAUUAUCCGUUCAUUCGCCCAAAGCGAGAACCAUCACAGGCCAAGGAAUCAUCACCUCCAGAUCCCGCGACCAGACGUCAAAUGAUUCGACACAAGCCCCGUUCCAAUAUGAAGAUUGCACCUGUGGAGCUUGAGCUUCUUGGAAAUCCCGACCAGGUAGCGUUGCUUAAGGCAGAGGUUGAUCCAAGAUUCUGGAACCAGAUCGAUGACUUUGCUAGAGUAUCACUCUAG